UUGUUUCCUGUUCGCCGCAGGAGAGUAAAGGCCUAUACUGGGAAGGUUUCCAGGAACACCGACAAUGUUCAGAUGUUGUCGAGAAACGAACAACUUAGUCCGCAGGAGACCAUCUAUCUGGAGCUACCAAGAUCAUGUACAUAGACCUGUGCACAAUGGAAUGACAUAAACAGGAUUAACCGACACCGAAUAGCACCGAAUCUGGUGUACAUAUGGCCUGCGUCGCUUUGCGACGGGGCACCAAAACAACUUAAUGAGCGACAGGUACCGAUAUCCUAUCGAUCAGGUUGAAUAAUUACCCAUACUUCCUGAAAUGCUCAGAGAUAUAAGUACUACACAGGUAUUCUUGACUCCACUCCGUUGUUUUUCGUUGUUUUCUGUUGCUCAAAUCAUGACCGACUUCUACGCGACCGAACACAGCACAAAAGACAAUACCAUUCUUCAUCGAUCCGACAACCUCAUUGCAUAUAUCAUCGAGACUCCUUCCAAGAUAUUACAGCUCCACCACGAGCGCAGCACGAUAUUCAAGGGACCUUACCGGGAACCUAUUGGCUUCAUAGAGUUCCACGGCUUUCAUGAUAACAUCGUGGAGAUCAGAGGUAGAAGCUUUCUCCCACAGCGAGCUCGCGAAUCGAGCCACUUUAGUGAGUCUAAGGAAUUCAUUGCUUCGGAUGGACGGGCGUACAAAUGGAAAUUCCAUAGUCACGAAGUGUGGGAGCUACUCACACAGGAUGGAACACAUACUCUGGUUGCUCGAUAUGACAGGAGGAAUAUAUCCAUCUACCCACAAGCGUUGCACAUAGCGGAUGAAGUGAUGGUGACACUGUUCUACAUGCGCCAGUAUAAAAAGAAAAAAGACAAUGAGAGGCAUAGGGACCAUGUCGGGCUCGAUUAAUUUGCCGAAAACUCUCAUUUCGAACCUCUACAUAAUUUGUUUUCCAUCCAGAAUCUUGUGAGCCUGCCACCCCUCUCGAAAUCCUUGUGACAAGCUUGUGAAAAGAAAACAACGUAGUAGGCGCUAAGUA
This is a messenger RNA of Lentinula edodes (shiitake mushroom), 1025 nucleotides long. RefSeq lists its product as uncharacterized. Lineage: Eukaryota; Fungi; Basidiomycota; Agaricomycetes; Agaricales; Omphalotaceae. The coding region runs from base 314 to 895 and encodes 193 amino acids. The record is from RefSeq and is a predicted model, not a curated record. The transcript has 4 exons.